Molecule: messenger RNA, 1024 nt
Organism: Camelina sativa (false flax)
Lineage: Eukaryota; Viridiplantae; Streptophyta; Magnoliopsida; Brassicales; Brassicaceae
Product: B3 domain-containing protein REM20-like
Molecular function (GO): DNA binding
Source: RefSeq, a predicted model, not a curated record
GAAUCAUCGACGUUUGUAUCGUAUCCCUCUCUCACUAGCUUUUAGAGACCCAUUUCGACUCUCUCUUUCUCUCUAGCUUCUUAUAUCUCCAUGGCUGAACAUGAUGAUGACGUUUUGCUUCCUCGUUUCUUCAAGCUGUACGUCUCUCAUACAGCCUCUGAAUCAUUUGCGAUUCCUUUGUCUUUCAUGGAACAUCUUGCUGAUCCAUUGCCAAACACAGCAAAGCUCCAAGGCACUGGAGGAAGAGAUUGGACAGUGAGCAUGAAGAAAAUACGUGACGGUGUGUAUUUUACAGCUGGAUGGUCAAAGUUUGCACAGGACCAUGAACUUGUGGACGGAGAGUACUUGACAUUCGUGUAUGAUGGUAACCGAACCUUUGAAGUUAGUGUGUUCGGUCGUUUGGGUUGUAGAGAGACCAGAGCUGAAGCGGAGACACUAGAGCUUUCUGGUUCUAGUUCUGAUUCUGAAGAAGACGAAGAAGAACCUUCAACGGAUGUUGAAUAUGACAUUAGCUUAGGUGAAGAUGAAGAAAUCAGCCAGAGUCUUUCUCCGCUUGAGGAGGAAGAGACUGAAUCUGAUGCUGCUGCAGUUUUUGAAGGGAACGUAGACAUGAAAGCGCUAACUAAUCCACAUUUUCCAACUACCCUCAAGGACAGGAAUACUGAACUGAUUAUUCCAGCCAGUGUUGUGAGAGAAAAUGAGCUUAUAUUUGGUGAUUCCGUAAAGUACAUUGAUGGUGAAGGGACCUUGGUAGGGCUUAGAUGCAAAUGGGCAGUUGAUACGGUUCGUUUCAAAGGAUGGAACAGGAUUUGCAGAAGGAACAAACUUGAGAAACACCAAGAUACUGUUGAAUGCGAGCUUCUUCAUGACCGAGAGAAAAUGGUUCAUUCCAUCAGAGUCCACGUCAUCCGCGGAACUGCUUGAUCCUCUCAUCACCAUAACCAUCAUCAUCACUAUCACCAUCAUAAUUAUCAUUAGUACUGUGACAUGAGUUGCUAUGACUUUUGUGUUCUUAUGUUUCUUC